Messenger RNA from Durio zibethinus, 1878 nucleotides. Lineage: Eukaryota; Viridiplantae; Streptophyta; Magnoliopsida; Malvales; Malvaceae. The record is from RefSeq and is a predicted model, not a curated record.
AUGGCAUUACCUGUUGGGGACGAGGUGGGCUGGACACCCAGGAGUGAGUCGCACCUUAGCGCUAAUCGAGGACCGUCGAGACUAAGAAGAGUUAGUAGAGAUGAUUUUCAGUCAAGUCAAAGAUGCAAGUUUUCUACAAAGCUCGUGCACCAGGAAAUUUCCUUGAAGGUCCACCAGCUUUGCCUAGUUCACCUUAGCUCAGUGAGAGAUAGAGCUAUAUAUUUUCACCUCUUUUCCAAGUUUCCUAUAAGUUCUUCCUCCCAAUCCUGUUGUCUGAAGAAAUUCAAGCCUAUAGUUAUGGAUCAUUGUUCCAUAUUCUCUACUUCAUCAAAACUUUCCUUUCAUGUUUCAUUGCUGUUUUUUCUCUCCUCUUUCUUCUACCUGAAUAUUGUAUCUGGCACCGCAACUCAACUUAGUUAUGGUCAUCACUGUGAUUCAGUUGUUCAUGAAUCAAAACCAGCUGAUGAGGAGUUCAGUAUCUUCCCAUUUCCUGGACGUCAAAAUGGUUACUACUAUGGUGGGGAUAAAGUCUUGAAUCGUAGCUCAUAUCAGUAUUAUUCAUCUGAAUCGAAAGCUCUAGUUUUCGAAACUCAUCAUGUAUAUGCAACUGAUGAUGAGGAUGUCUUCAAGGUGGCAGGAAACCUAAUCUUUCAAAGCUUCUAUAACUACGAACAGAGUUUCUCCUCUGGUUUGUCAUUCUAUUCAUAUUCAAGUGAUUCAAGUAAUGGCGGAGUUCUCGACUUUGAUUUUCAUGGCUUCUGGUCUAGAACUACCGGGAAGCUAUGCAUGGUGGGAUCAAGCUAUACAUACUCCAAAGAAGGUAAGCUGAUUCAUCUUGCUGCUGUUCUCAAGUUCAACAAUAUUAAGAGUUCAAGUACUAUUAAUAGUUUAGUCACUGGAACCAUGGAUAGCUUGUAUCCUGCUGCUGAACCAAAUUACUUUGAGCAAAUUUCCCUGCUGAUGUUUCCUGAAGUAAAUUACAAGUACACCAAGGUUUCAAAACAAUUUAGUCGAGGGUGCCCUGGGGGAACUGAUAUUCCUGUGGUGUCAUCCCUCAGCUUAUGGCGGAGUCGAACUAUUUAUAAUAUGGUUUUAGGUCGAGGCAAUGUUUUUGAACUAGAGUAUGCAAGUGGUUGUGAUUCUUCAAAGAGUUGCAAUCCAUUUGGUGACGGUAUUGGAUAUUUGCCGCGGGUCAUAUCUUUGCGUAUGAUUCAGUGCUCCGACGAUAAGCUAAGCUUGAGGCUUCUGAUAGAAUUUCCUAACAAUAGUCAUAUGGGGUAUUAUAGCUGUUUCAAUUUCAGCACAUCAUUAGUUGGGAAAGGAUCUUGGGAUGCAAAGAAGAAUCGGCUUUGUAUUGUUGCUUGCCGAAUCUAUGAUGCAUCAAGCUCCUUGCAGAAGUCUCAUGUUGGAGAUUGCACAACAAGGUUGAGCUUGAGAUUUCCAGCAAUCUUGUCUAUCAGAAACACGAAUACUGUUUUAGGUGAAAUUUGGAGUGAAAAGCCGAGGAAUGAAUCUGGUUUCUUUGAUAGGUUCGUGUUCCGAAAUACUUACCAUAGUAGGGGAGGAAUUCAGCUUCAAGGUUUGAAGUAUGAGUACAUGGCAAUGGACAAAGUAAAGAAGUCAUGCCUAAAGAAGAAUCCUACUAGGAAGAGCAGCCUGGGGAAAUACCCAGAUGGCUAUUCUGGAGAUAUGGGUUUUCAUAUCUCAAUCAAAAAUUCCGAAGGACAAACAGGAUGCGGUUAUUCAAAUCCUCUUGCAGUGGGUGAUCAGCCUUAUCAGAGAUUUCCAUUUCUAAUACCAUCCUCAAGCUCAAGGCCUGUAAAUCCUAGUGUUAAAUCAGAUACCAUCGUAGCUUGCUUAAUAUCAGCUACAAAAUGA